UGCACGUGCCACGUCAACGGAACUCCUUCAACCUCCGCUCCGCUGGGCUUGGCUACCUCCACCGCCAAGCCGCCGCCGCCGCCGCCACUACCAUCCUUGAGCCAUCGCCCCACCGUGGCCGCCACCGUCCGCGGCAAAGUUGUUGAGCUUGUCGCCGGCAACCAUGGACGAGCCAAGACUUGAGCUGAAGGCUGUUAAGCAGCAAACCAGAUCUGGCUGUUGAGCGACAGUCGAUCACCGCAUCCAGGCCAACCUCCGCGUCCACCCUCUCCGUUGUCCCGGAGGCUAAGUCUUGGCCGCGAGCGCUCGUCCACAGAUAUGGAGAUGCAGAGUAGCGGUCGGCCAUGGACGGCCUCUCGUCCACAACUCUGAGCGACGACCUCCGCGGCCAAAUCUGGCGUUCUUUCAAAAACCUCGCGGCCAUGGACGGUGGCUCGAGUCAUUUGACCCUACCGACAGGAUGAAGUUCUAGGAAUGAAGUCCUGUGAACCGCGUGGGGUUUUCUUGAUUUGUGUUUCAAGAUGCCUACUGCUCCAGAUUUGGAUUUCGUUGGUGAAUGAACAGAGGAAGAAGAAGCGCUCGUCCAUGGCCGACCUCCGCGCGAUUUAUGGACGAGCCACCGUCCAUGGCCACCCAACCUGCUCAAGUCAUGGCUUCAGAUCUGGUGUUCUCUCGCGGCCAUGGAUGGUGCCUUGAGUCAUUUGGCCCUAGUUUUAAAGUUCGGCCACCUAUUGCUCCAGAUCUGGAGUUCGUUCGUGGAUAAACAGAGGAAGACAAAACGCUCGUCCAUGGCCGACCUCUGCGCGAUUUCUGGACGAGCCACCGUCCAUGGCCACCCCUCCUGUGCGUCUUCAGAUAUGUGAUGAGAAGUCCUGCCGCCGUCGCCAGUGGAUGAGCGGCCGUCCAUACCGGCCGCCGCCGUCCAUGGAAACCCAGAUGAAGGAGUGCAUUGUUGAAGAAGGAAGAAAAAGAAGAAAUUCCACAUUUUUUUUAAUACACAUCAGCAGCUAUGUGUCCAUUUAUUAAUGGAUGAGAGUACAAUAUGCGUGUCCUGUCAGCCGUUCACGUGACGCGUGCAAAUCACUGAAUAUUUUUUUGAGGAGGGAGAGAGAUGGAUUUCUUCGUCGAUGGGAUGCGGAGAGAGUGGAAGAAACGCGGAGAAGAAAGACCAACACAACACUAAUAAUUGGAACCUCGUUUUGGGUCCACCUCCUUUAAUUUCUUGACUUUCCAGCCAUUUUUUCCGUUGACUGACAUGGGCUUUUCUAUAUAAGACGAGGCGACUCCCAAGUCUCCAAGCAAGCAAGGAUUGUCCAAUCUCUUCUAAUCCUUUUGUACAUUGCGCCUCCUCCCCACCCACCCAGCAAUUCUUUACCAAUUUCUCUUUGCCCAAACACAAACAGAGGCAUGAUGAGUGCUCUCGGCUCCAUGAAUAUCUGUCAAGUGUUGCUACUCACUCUUGUGUUGUUUCUAGCGAUGACUAGUAAUGUUGAGCCAAGUAAUCGGCGGAGCGUUUCAUCCUGUGGUGACAUUCAUAAUAUAAGCGACCCGUUUCGAUUGAAGAGUAACCCGAACAGACGGGGUGUCUCCAUAUAUGACCUGGCUUGUGAAGAUAGUCACACUGUUGUAUAUUUGCUUGGUGGCCGAUACUAUGUGCAGUUUAUCAAUUAUACUGCCAAACAAAUCAGAUUAGUCGAUGACGGACUGCAAAAGGAUAACUUCUCGUCUCUCCCCCAUCAUUCAUUGUUGGGGAAUUGGGACACGUACACUCGGCAUUCAAGCAAUUCAUACUACAAGGGGAGCCAAAGUAACAGCCCAAGUACGUUGGUUAUUGUGAAUUGCUCAAAGCCGAUAAAUUCUUCAUUCUACAUCUCUACCAGUCCAUGCAUUGAGGGGUCUUACUCUUCCAACACAUCAUUGUAUUGGAACUUGUAUGCUUUGCCCAAUCCAAUAGCAUCAGAUGUUAGGGAUGUUUGCACCAUUCACGGGUGGACGUGGGUAUCAUAUUAUUUUGGGGGUGAAAAGCAGAUUAAUAGUAACUCCUACAACUACGAGCGUAUCCAUAACAUCAUGGCCGAUGGAUUUGUUCUCGACUUUUAUUCAACUACAUGGAAGUCAGGUUUCUUUUGCUCCUUUGAUUUCGACAGCAUCUACAGACGUCAGGUUUGCAGUUCCUACUUCUUCGACUACGAGGGCGGAUUCCUAGAUGAACUCGCCUUUCUGACAACUAUAGAGUUUGGAGUACUACUAGUGCAAUUUUGCGUAGUGAAAUUCGUAAUCGGGAUGCCAGUUGUUGCGAUAUUUCUUAUCUACAAGUGCAGAAGAAGGCACUUAGCAAUGGACAAGAAUGUCGAAGAAUUUUUGCAAGCUCAUAACAACUUUUUGCCCAUAAGAUACUCCUAUUCGAAUAUUAAGAAGAUCACCAGGAAUUUUAGGCACAAAUUGGGUGAAGGAGGUUAUGGUUAUGUGUACAAAGGAACGCUUAGAAGCGGCAAUGAAGUAGCCAUCAAGAUUUUAAAGCAAUCCAAGGCUCAUGGCCAAGAUUUUAUCAGUGAAGUUGCUACUAUUGGAAGAAUUCACCAUGUUAAUGUAGUGCAACUUGUUGGUUUUUGCUUUGAAGGCUCGAAACAAGCUCUCGUGUAUGAUCUCAUGUCAAAUGGGUCUUUGGAUAAGCACAUUUUCACUGAUGAAGGUGUUAAGUUUCUCGGUUAUAGGGGAAUAUAUGAGAUCGCUCUUGGGGUGGCGAGGGGGAUUGAAUACUUACAUCGUGGGUGUGACAUGCAAAUAUUACACUUUGAUAUCAAGCCUCACAACAUUCUUUUAGACCAGCAUUUCACUCCGAAAGUUUCUGACUUUGGACUAGCGAGACUUUAUCCUACUGAUCAUAGCAUAGUCUCAUUGACUGCAGCAAGAGGAACCUUGGGAUAUAUGGCGCCUGAGUUGUUCUACAAAAAUAUUGGCGGUGUAUCUUAUAAAGCGGAUGUCUAUAGCUUUGGGAUGUUGCUCAUGGAAAUGGCAGGUAGAAGGAAGAAUAUAAAUGCAAAUGCUGAACACUCAAGCCAAAUUUAUUUUCCCUUGUGGGUGUAUGACCAAGUCAAUGAAGGAGAAAGUGUUGAAUUGGAAGAAGUUGUAGAAGAGGAAAGGAAGGUGACGAAAAAGAUGAUAAUAGUUGCACUUUGGUGUAUACAAUUAAACCCUGACCAUCGGCCUCCAAUGAGCAAAGUCUUAGAAAUGCUUGAAGGAGAUAUUGGUAAACUUCAAAUGCCUCCAAAACCGCUUAUUUACCCACCAGAUGAGCCAUGCAACAAUGACAAAUCCGAGAUGGAACUAGAAACAUUCUCAACUUCAUCAAAUGGUCAGAUAAGUUAUGCUAAUUUUCCUUUCGGAGGUAGCGAUGAUGUUUAGAGACUCGUGCAUAGUUUGAUUGGAAAAGCAUCGUGUAUUUUGUUAUAUGUCCCCACAAUUUAGUAUUAUGUUGGGAGGGACUUAGGCUAGUUUAGGUCGACAGUGAUUACUUUCAAAUUUUUC
Molecule: messenger RNA, 3528 nt
Organism: Syzygium oleosum
Lineage: Eukaryota; Viridiplantae; Streptophyta; Magnoliopsida; Myrtales; Myrtaceae
Product: rust resistance kinase Lr10-like
Exons: 4
Coding region: 1408-3405 (665 amino acids)
Biological process (GO): protein phosphorylation
Molecular function (GO): polysaccharide binding; protein kinase activity; ATP binding
Source: RefSeq, a predicted model, not a curated record